AGAGUAGUAUCACUCGUGUGUUCAAUUAGGCAAACGCCUUUUACGAUUUUUCGACUUCGCGAUACAAUCUCAAUAUUAAUUAAUUAAUUCACAAGAAAUAAUUAAUUUUUAACAGAAUUCGUAAUUCUUACGAAAUUCUUUUCUGACAUCGCGAUGCGUCACGUCUGACACAUAUCUCUACCUCUGCUUUAAAUAAUGUAAAUAUUUGUAGAGAAAAUCUUGCACAAAUGCGAAAACAAGAUCUCAAAGUUAUUACAAAACUGGCUCGAUGCCUAUAGAAAACGAUACGCGUAUGAAACGUUCGGUAUAAAAGAGGAUUAAAGCAUCAAGAGGCAAAGUAUCGAGAGGAAAUAAUACGCAAAUGCAUCUGUGAUCCAGAACCAUGGAACCGCGUGAGGCAAUGGAAUUACUCAAGACUCAUCUGCGAGAAAAUAAUCUUGCGCAAGAUGAAUCUCAGACCACAUGGACCAUCAAGUGCUCUCCCUUGGGAGGUCGCGGCAUGUUUGCCACACGGGACAUUCGAGCUGGCGAAUUGAUUUUUAUAGAUGUCCCGCUGUUGAUAGGACCGCGAUGCUACAACAAGUACCAAGCGAUGUGUGUCGUCUGUUAUAAAAACAACUGUCCCCUGUUUCCUUGCGAUCAUGGUUGCGGUUUGCCGAUCUGUUCGACGGAAUGCGAGAACUCGAUGACGCACUGUCAAGCCGAGUGUCGUUUACUCAAGGAGUGGAUGCCGCUCUGCGGUUCCUCCUGGUCCAAGGAUCUGCUGCUCGCGGUACUACCGAUACGCGGUCUUACGUUGUCGAAGGAGCAACGUAAACUCUUGUAUGCCUUCAAGUGCCAUUCGAAUUUUACUCGUAACUAUGAGCUCGAUCUACUCAAAAGAAACGUGAACAACCUUCCCAGCGAGGAGCAAAUGGAGUUUAUGAAACACAUUUGCGAAGUCUUCAACACGAAUUCCUUCGAAGUCGUGGUCGCGAUGAAUGAGGACUGCACCACGAGUUUACGCGGUCUUUACCCCUUAGGUGCCUUUCAGAAUCAUUGUUGUGUGCCGAACACCAGACAUCACUUCGAUGACCAUCAACGACUAUACGUGAGCGCCUCGCUGCCGAUCGCUGCUGGCGAGGAGCUCACUAUGUCUUACACCAAUCUCCUGUUGGAUACAUUGAGCAGGAGACAGUUCCUGAAGGUCACCAAACAUUUCUCCUGCAACUGCAGAAGAUGCUCCGAUCCUUCGGAAUUCGGAUCUUAUCUCGGAGCGCUUUUCUGUGCGAAGGAUGAUUGUUCCGGAUAUUUGCUACCACGUAAUCCUCUCAGUUUUGAAUCUCCCUGGAUCUGUGACAAGUGUCAGAUCAGCAUGAACCACAGACAGAUUGAAUGCAUUCAUUCAAUGUUGAACACACUUGUACUUGACGCGAUACACAAGACUCCGCGUGAGAUUCUAAAAUUUAUAGAAACAGUAUUAUCGAAAUUGAUUCCAAAGACUAAUUACAUCAUGAUGGAUAUCAAAUAUCAUAUAAUUUCCUACUUUGGUAGAGUGCCAGAUCUAAAAUGGGAAGAUCUUACGGAUGCAGAUCUUAGCAUCAAGAAAAUGUAUUGUAACGACACACUUUCUAUGUUAGAUGCUUUAGGUUCUGGAGAUUCUAUUAAAAAAGGUCUUGUUUUAUACGAGCUAUAUCGUACAAAUCUUGAAUUAUCUAAGCGUAAGAUUUCGGAAAAACAAACACAUCCGCGCAUCGAGGAUAACGAUAAUAAAUAUUUAUUACGACAGGCAAUGGAUAUAUUGCAAAAUGAUGUCAAUGCAGCUUGUGUUCGCAAAAGUGAUUAACGCGAAGACACCGUCCUAAAAUUGUAUUUAUUGCAUUAUUUGAUAUCUAGGAUAUACAUAAUGUGUGUAUGAAUAUAUUUGAAAUAAUGCAUCAUAUAUUGCUAUGUAUAUUAUGAUUUUCACAAUCUAAUCAUUUGGUUUCGUACUUUAUAUAUUCGUAUGAUAUACUACAUCUUAUGAUAUAUAUUCGUAUAAUAUACUACAUCUUAUGAUACAAGAAAUGUAUGUGAAUAUAUACAAAUAUAGUUAUUAUGAUAAAAAUAUGUGCAUAAGCGAUUAUAUUAUGAUGAAAACUGUGUAUUUAACAGAGAUUAAGCUUGAAAAUUUAAGUUAAAAUAUGUAAAUUCAUUUGAUUUUUAA
Molecule: messenger RNA, 2185 nt
Organism: Cataglyphis hispanica
Lineage: Eukaryota; Metazoa; Arthropoda; Insecta; Hymenoptera; Formicidae
Product: SET domain-containing protein SmydA-8-like
Exons: 7
Coding region: 383-1825 (480 amino acids)
Molecular function (GO): protein binding
Source: RefSeq, a predicted model, not a curated record